Molecule: messenger RNA, 3032 nt
Organism: Tinamus guttatus (white-throated tinamou)
Lineage: Eukaryota; Metazoa; Chordata; Aves; Tinamiformes; Tinamidae
Source: RefSeq, a predicted model, not a curated record
AUGGCAGCGGCCGCAGGAGCCGUUUUCACGUCGCUGCUUGUCAUCUCCUGCACGGUUUGCUGCCAAGCACAGGGCGCCGCGAGGAGCUACGGGCCGGUGUUCGAGGAGCAGCCCGUCAACACCCUCUUCCCCGAAGGCUCCGCCGAAGAGAAGGUCACGCUGGCUUGUCGGGCCAGAGCGAGUCCUCCGGCGACCUACAGGUGGAAGAUGAACGGCACGGAGAUCAGGAUGGAGCCCGAUUCCCGCUACCGGCUGGUCGCGGGCGACCUGGUGAUCAGCAACCCGGUGAAAUCCAAGGAUGCUGGUUCCUACCAGUGCGUGGCCUCCAACCCCCGGGGCACGGUGGUCAGCAGGGAAGCCUCCCUCCGCUUUGGCUGUAAGUCCCGUGUUUGUCUCCACGAGGUAAAUGAAAGGCAGCCGGUGAAGAUCCCGGAAGGCUCCGGGGUGAUGUUCACCUGCAGCCCUCCUCCCCAUUACCCAGGCCUGUCCUAUCGAUGGCUUCUGAACGAGUUUCCCAACUUCAUCCCUGCGGAUGGAAGGCGCUUUGUCUCUCAGACAACAGGAAACCUUUACAUUGCCAAGACAGAGGCUUCGGACCUAGGCAACUACUCGUGCUUUGCCACCAGCCACAUUGACUUCAUCACCAAGAGCGUCUUCAGCAAGUUCUCCCGCCUCAGCCUUGCCGCAGACGAUGCCAGGCAGCACGGACCCACCAUGAAAGCCAGGUUUCCCGCAGACACCUACGCGCUGGCGGGGCAGAUGGUGACUCUGGAGUGCUUUGCCUUUGGAAACCCCGUGCCCCGGAUCAAGUGGAGGAAGGUGGACGGCUCACAGCCCUCCAAGUGGAUCUCCAGCGAGCCCCUCCUGCAGAUCCAGGACGUGGGCUUCGAGGACGAAGGCACUUACGAGUGCGAGGCUGAGAACGCCAAAGGGAGGGUCACCCACCAAGGCCGCGUGAUCAUCCAAGCAAAAAUAAAAAAGACAGAUGGAAACGCAGUGAACCGCAUCGAAGUGAGCGGUGGAGAGCUGAGAUUUUCCAAGCUAGUCCUGGAGGACUCUGGCAUGUAUCAGUGUGUGGCUGAGAACAAGCAUGGCACAAUAUAUGCAAGUGCUGAAUUAACAGUGCAAGCCUUAGCACCCGAUUUUAGACUAAACCCAGUGAAGCGGCUCAUCCCUGCAGCCCGAAGCGGGAAGGUCAUCAUCCCGUGCCAGCCACGAGCAGCACCAAAAGCCACCGUGCUCUGGACCAAAGGGACCGAACUGCUCACCAACAGCAGCAGGGUGACUAUUACCACAGAUGGCACUUUGAUCCUGCAGAAUAUCAGCAAAUCUGAUGAGGGAAAGUAUACCUGCUUCGCUGAGAAUUUCAUGGGCAAAGCCAACAGCACUGGAAUCCUCUCUGUGCGAGAUGCCACCAAGAUCACCCUGGCACCAUCUAGUGCUGACAUCAACGUAGGUGCAAACCUGACUCUCCAGUGUCACGCAUCCCAUGACCCAACUAUGGACCUGACCUUCACCUGGUCCCUGGACGACUUCCCCAUCGACUUUGACAAGUCGGAGGGGCACUACAGGCGAGCAAGCGUGAAGGAAACUAUUGGGGACCUCAGCAUCUCGAACGCCCAGCUGAAGCACUCGGGGCGCUACACGUGCACAGCGCAGACCGUGGUGGACAGUGCUUCGGAGUCAGCAAUGCUGACCGUGAGAGGACCUCCAGGCCCGCCGGGUGGGGUGGUGGUGAGGGACAUCAGUGACACCAGUGUCCAGCUGAGCUGGAGCCGCGGCUUCGACAACCACAGCCCGAUUGCCAGGUACCUCGUCCAGGCCCGGACGCUGCUCUCCGGCAAGUGGAAACAGGCACGGACCAAUCCUGCCAAUAUCGAGGGCAAUGCAGAGACAGCCCAGGUGCUGAACCUCAUCCCUUGGAUGGACUAUGAGUUCCGGGUUCUAGCGAGUAACAUCCUUGGAGUUGGGGAACCAAGUUUGCCCUCCAGCAAAAUCCGUACCAAAGAAGCAGCACCGACCGUGGCACCAUCCGGGCUCAGCGGAGGCGGAGGGGCUCCCAACGAGCUCAUCAUCAACUGGACGCCGACGCUGCGGGACUACCAGAACGGCGACGGCUUCGGCUACAUCCUGUCGUUCCGCAAGAAGGGCACGCAGGGCUGGCUCAGCGCCAGGGUGCCGCACGCCGAGUCGCUGCACUACGUCUACCGCAACGAGAGCAUCGGGCCCUACACCCCGUUCGAGGUGAAAAUCAGGGCGUACAACAGGAAGGGAGAGGGGCCGGAGAGCCUCACGGCCAUCGUGUACUCUGCAGAGGAAGAACCGAAAGUGGCUCCUUCCCGAGUCACCGCCAAGGCCGUCCUGUCCUCCGAGAUGGACGUGUCCUGGGAGCCUGUUGAGCAGGGAGACAUGACCGGAGUGCUCCUGGGCUACGAGAUCCGGUACUGGAAGGACGGCGAUAAAGAGGAGGCUGCUGACAGAGUGAGGACAGCAGGACUGGUCACAUCCGCUCACGUCACAGGCCUAAACCCCAACACCAAAUACCACGUGUCAGUCAGAGCUUACAACCGCGCCGGCACCGGGCCCCCCAGCCCCUCUGCCAACACCACCACGACGAAGCCACCACCAAGGAGGCCACCGGGCAACAUCUCCUGGACUUUUUCGGGGUCUACCGUCAGCAUCAAGUGGGACCCCGUGGUGGCACAGGCAGACGAGUCUGCAGUUACAGGGUACAAGAUGCUUUACAGGAAGGAUUCCCACUCUGCUCCCACGCUCUACGUGGCCAGCAAGAGCCGGAUCGACAUCCCGAUCCCUGAAGACUUCACCCAUGCCUUCGUGCAGCUCAGGGUGACCGGGCCUGGAGGGGACGGGGUCCCAACAGAAGUUCACAUCCUCAGGAACAGUGGCACCAGCAUGAUGGUGGAGGACUCUGUGACCAAGCCAGUGCCACACGCGGUCGUCAUUACAACUAACUCUCUGGUCAUGCUGGCCCUGAUGGGCUACCUGGGGCUCUGAUGGUUGUCACCGUGACC